This is a messenger RNA of Magallana angulata, 807 nucleotides long. RefSeq lists its product as uncharacterized. The transcript is spliced from 3 exons. The record is from RefSeq and is a predicted model, not a curated record. NCBI's taxonomy places the organism in Eukaryota, Metazoa, Mollusca, Bivalvia, Ostreida, Ostreidae. The coding region runs from base 119 to 457 and encodes 112 amino acids.
UUUUUAAAAUCCUGAUUCAUGUUUAAUGUUACUGCCAUGAUUAAACGAAUUUUUAAAGAAGUACCGUUUAAAUAAAAGGCCUUAUUCUGUAUUGAAAGAUCAAUGUGUAUGUAUAGUUAUGGACAAGAAGACAUUUGCCUCAUUAAAGAGUCUUUGUAGCCCUCCAAAAGUUGUUGUAGAUGUCAUGAAGGCGUUUCUUUUACUCGUGUACCAAUCGGAGGAUGUAAAAGACUGGAAAAGUUGUCAGAAGAAAAUGGCGGACCCAAAUCUAAUGACUAAAAUGGAGCACUUUGAUCCCCUGUACUGUACUGAAUCAAUUGCUCAGAAAGCUGAUGAUUUGAUCGCAAAGGAAACUGUGGAUACGGUCAGAAACUACAGCUUAGAUGCUGGUCAAGUUUACAAAUGGACCAAAGCCAUGAUUGACCAGGUUAAAUCAAGUGGUGGACUCAAGGCGUAAAACCUGCUGCACACACCUGGAAGACUGGAGAUUGGCGUGAUGGAAAUCUUCUUAAUUCCGACCAUGUACUCAGUGUUUAUCAAUAUCCCACCUUUAGCCAUCUACAUGGAUCUAUAUAUAAUUUUGUAUUUAGACAUAUUUAUUUGUUAAAAAAAAUGUCAUGCAAUCCGAUGAAUUACUGAGAAAAAAAAUGUUACCCCCCCCCCAAAAAAAAAACAAAAAAUAAAAAAAGGAUGUGUAGAAUUUAAAAAAAAAAAGGAAAAAAUUAUUAGAAAUCAAUUGUACAGAACAGGGCACGGACCAUGAAAUACAUACCGAUGCAUUGGUUUUUAAUUCUGAUAUUAAGAAAA